GCAGCAGAAGGACGAGCUGAAGGCUACAGAGGCAGUUUCAUUUUCUUCCAGCAUUCACACGCAACAUAUGCUGUGCCUAGGCUGAGACGGGAGCUUUCAUUGACAUCCACUUCCAGCCAGUCAUGGACUUCAUAGAUCCCAUCCUGUCUGUUGCCUCACAGAUCUACACCCUGGUGGAGAAUGUGAAGGCCAAUAAGAAGCGCUGCCAGCGUGUUUCUCACAGAGUCAAAACCCUGGAAGAGCUGGUGAGGUCCAUCAAACAGAGAGAGCAGGGACAAACCUCUGCCGACAUAGAAAAAGCCCUGAAGGAGCUCUCCAUCACUCUGAAAUCAGCACAGGAGCUCAUCAAGAAGUACACUUUGGCCAACUGGGUGGAGCGCAUUCUGAACUCCAGCAGCCAUGGAGACGAGUUCAACACCGUGAACGAGCGUCUCAAUGAUGCUUUCCAGGUCCUGUCUGGAGCUCUGCAGGUGGACCAGGGGAACAUGCUGUACCAGGUGUUUGAACUGACCUCCAGGGAGAAAGAAGAUGAGGUGGACAGGAGGGAGGACGACACAGAGCUGAAGAGAUUGCUCCUGGACUACAUGAAGAGCCAACAAGAGAAAACAGAUGCCAUGCUGAGAGAAUUCCAACAUGUCAAAAACAACGUGGAAACGGUUGUGGAGAUCUUGAAUAAGCCCAGCAUUACUAAUGAAGUCAUCCGGAUGAUCAAAUCAGACGAGCUGAAGUAUGAACAUCCUAAAGUGCCCUUCAUGACAACAUCAACCUCAGAGGUCUACAGAGGAGAGUAUCAUGGAUUCUCAGUGGCCAUCAAGAGAUACAUUGAUCCUGUGAACACCUGCGCAAGGGAGGUGCGGUCUGUUUUCAAUAAGGAAGUUGAAACCAUGAAGCGGUUUGAAUCACCCAACAUCCUGCGAAUGUUUGGUAUCUGUGUCCAGGAUGAGAAUGGACCCAGCCCUCAGUUCCUCAUCAUCAUGGAGUACUGUGAGAAGGGAAGUCUCCGUCAGGUUCUAGACUCUGAGUGCAAACUGUCCUGGACCAGGAAAGCUUGUAUGUGUCUAGAUGCAGCAAAAGGACUCUACCGACUGCACCAGACAGAAGAAAAAUCUAAGGUUCAUGGAUGCAUAAACAGCAGCAAGUUCCUCGUGGCUAAAGGCUACACAGUGAAGCUGGGAGGUUUCGAGCUGGCAAAAACUGAGACAUCGCUGAAAAAAUCAACAAAGGACAAAGACAUCAGGUCUCUGUGCUACUCCCCCCCGCAGAUGCUCAACAACAUCAACCACGUCUACAGCAAAGAGUGUGAGAUAUACAGCUUUGGAAUUGUCCUGUGGGAAGUUGCAACCCGUAAGAGACCAUUUGAAGGUUGGUCGAAUCAGGAAAUCUAUCAGAAAGUGUGCAAAGAGAAAUUUCAGGAGCCGCUCCCCGACGACUGUCCUGAACCACUGGAACAUCUCAUUAACACCUGUCGGGCCUAUGAUAGUUUCCAGAGACCAUCUGCUGGUGUGCUGGUGGAUAAACUGCGCAGCAUGGUGGCACAGCUGGAGGAGCAAUAACAGUUCUCAUUCCUCUGGCUCUCCACUAGCAGUGCUCAGGGUUUCUGGAUAUCACUGGGAGAGGUACUAUUGUAAAGUCAUGAAACAGGCCUGUAUCAUGCUGAAAAUUUGUAUGGAAUGCAGAAAAAAAUUUACAAGGCACUAAAAGCUAUGCAUUUGCAUUUCAGUUUAUUUUAACUCUUGGAUAAGUAACUCAUACUGUUUAAAUAAGACAUCUGUUUCCAAAAAUUAACCAUGUUAUGGAUCUGCUUAGUAUGUGUUGUGUUGUUUGAACGGCAUUGUAAUAAAAUGUUUUUAAACAGUUGCA
Molecule: messenger RNA, 1860 nt
Organism: Chelmon rostratus (copperband butterflyfish)
Lineage: Eukaryota; Metazoa; Chordata; Actinopteri; Chaetodontiformes; Chaetodontidae
Product: mixed lineage kinase domain-like protein
Exons: 11
Coding region: 123-1553 (476 amino acids)
Biological process (GO): cell surface receptor signaling pathway; protein phosphorylation
Molecular function (GO): ATP binding; protein kinase activity
Source: RefSeq, a predicted model, not a curated record